Dipodomys ordii (Ord's kangaroo rat) is the source of this 7727-nucleotide messenger RNA. It is a transcript of the gene Gapvd1, whose product is annotated as GTPase activating protein and VPS9 domains 1. The transcript has 25 exons. Gene Ontology annotation, cellular component: cytosol; endocytic vesicle. The record is from RefSeq and is a predicted model, not a curated record. Gene Ontology annotation, biological process: regulation of GTPase activity; vesicle-mediated transport. NCBI's taxonomy places the organism in Eukaryota, Metazoa, Chordata, Mammalia, Rodentia, Heteromyidae. Bases 112 to 4239 code for a protein of 1375 amino acids. Gene Ontology annotation, molecular function: small GTPase binding; guanyl-nucleotide exchange factor activity.
UCCACGGGGACCUCAGGGGAGUCCUGCCUGGGCGGAAGCGGGCCCGGACACCUCUGGACAGGUGUCUCCCACGCGAAGUGAUCUGCCUCUGCACUUUGAACACAUUUGAAGAUGGUGAAGUUAGAUAUCCAUACUCUGGCCCAUCACCUCAAACAGGAGCGAUUGUAUGUGAACUCUGAGAAACAGCUCAUUCAGAGGCUGAAUGCAGAUGUACUUAAGACAGCUGAAAAGUUGUAUCGUACAGCAUGGAUUGCAAAGCAACAGAGAAUUAAUUUGGAUCGGCUUAUUAUAACCAGUGCGGAAGCUUCCCCAGCUGAAUGUUGCCAACAUGCCAAGAUUUUGGAAGAUACACAGUUUGUUGAUGGAUAUAAGCAAUUGGGAUUUCAGGAGACAGCUUAUGGAGAAUUCUUAAGUCGAUUAAGGGAAAAUCCUCGUCUUAUUGCAUCCUCCUUGGUUGCUGGAGAGAAGCUUAAUCAGGAGAACACACAAAGUGUUAUUUACACAGUUUUUACCUCCCUAUAUGGCAACUGCAUAAUGCAAGAAGAUGAAAGCUACCUCCUUCAGGUUCUGCGAUACUUGAUUGAGUUUGAACUUAAAGAAAGUGACAACCCCAGGCGACUUUUGAGGAGAGGAACUUGUGCCUUCAGCAUCUUAUUUAAACUGUUUUCUGAAGGACUCUUUUCUGCGAAACUUUUCCUCACAGCUACUUUACAUGAGCCAAUCAUGCAGCUGCUUGUUGAAGAUGAGGAUCACCUAGAAACAGAUCCAAACAAGCUAAUUGAGAGAUUCUCCCCUGCACAACAGGAAAAACUCUUUGGAGAGAAAGGCUCAGAUAGAUUCAGGCAAAAGGUUCAAGAGAUGGUGGAUUCCAAUGAAGCCAAACUAGUGACUUUGGUGAACAAAUUUAUUGGUUAUCUCAAACAGAACACAUACUGCUUUCCACAUAGUCUGAGGUGGAUUGUGUCUCAGAUGUACAAGACACUCUCCUGUGUAGAUAGACUAGAAGUUGGAGAGGUCAGAGCAAUGUGUACUGAUCUCCUGUUGGCUUGCUUCAUUUGUCCUGCAGUUGUCAACCCAGAGCAGUAUGGGAUAAUUUCUGAUGCUCCUAUUAAUGAAGUGGCACGAUUUAACCUGAUGCAGGCGCAGUUUGUAAUGUUUACCCUAAGGAUAAUGAGAUUUUCCCAUUGUUUACAAUUGCUUCCCAAAGUGGCAUUAGGACAACAGUUAGCAGCCAUCACUGCCUGGGAUUCCUCAGCUACCAACCUUACUUCGCACAUUACAUUAGUCACCCCAUUUGCAACUCGGAGCAGAAGUCGCAGUAAUAUGCUAGUGGAUCUACAUAUGGACCAUGAAGGAUCAUCUCAAGAAACUAUCCAGGAAGUACAACCAGAAGAGGUGUUGGUCAUUUCCUUAGGGACAGGUCCCCAGCUUACUCCAGGGAUGAUGUCAGAAAAUGAGGUCCUAAAUAUGCAGCUUUCGGAUGGAGGGCAAGGAGAUGUCCCUGUUGAUGAAAACAAACUCCACGGUAAACCUGAUAAAACGUUGCGCUUUUCCCUCUGCAGUGAUAAUCUGGAAGGCAUAUCUGAAGGUCCUUCAAAUCGCUCCAAUUCGGUGUCUUCUCUAGACCUGGAAGGAGAGUCUGUGUCAGAACUUGGAGCAGGACCUUCUGGGAGUAAUGGAGUUGAAGCUCUACAACUGUUAGAACAUGAGCAAGCUACCACGCAAGAUAAUCUUGAUGAUAAGCUAAGGAAGUUUGAGAUUCGUGACAUGAUGGGUCUAACAGAUGAUAGAGACAUAUCAGAAACAGUGAGUGAGACCUGGAGUACAGAUGUCCUGGGAAGUGACUUUGACCCUAACAUUGAGGAAGAUCGCUUACAAGAAAUUGCAGGUGCAGCAGCAGAGAACAUGUUGGGCAGUUUACUGUGCCUCCCAGGUUCAGGGUCAGUGCUUCUUGACCCCUGCACAGGCUCUACCAUAUCAGAAACAACAAGCGAAGCUUGGAGUGUAGAGGUAUUACCAAGUGACUCAGAGGCCCCAGACUUAAAGCAAGAGGAGCGCCUACAAGAGCUGGAGAGUUGUUCUGGACUGGGCAGCACAUCUGAUGAUACGGAUGUCAGGGAGGUCAGUUCCCGCCCCAGCACACCAGGCCUCAGUGUUGUGUCCGGAAUAAGUGCAACAUCUGAGGAUAUUCCCAAUAAGAUUGAAGACCUCAGAUCUGAGUGCAGCUCUGAUUUUGGGGGUAAAGAUUCUGUCACUAGUCCAGAUAUGGAUGAAAUAACUCAUGGUGCCCACCAGCUGACAUCUCCUCCUUCUCAGUCAGAGUCUCUGCUCGCCAUGUUUGAUCCACUUGCUUCUCAUGAAGGGGCUUCUGCUGUGGUAAGACCGAAAGUUCACUAUGCUAGGCCAUCACAUCCACCACCAGAUCCCCCAAUCCUGGAAGGAGCAGUGGGAGGAAACGAGGCCAGGCUGCCCAACUUUGGUUCUCACAUGUUAACUCCCGCUGAAAUGGAGGCAUUCAGACAAAGGCACUCUUACCCUGAGAGACUAGUUCGAAGCAGGAGUUCUGACAUAGUUUCUUCUGUCCGACGGCCCAUGAGUGAUCCCAGCUGGAAUCGACGUCCAGGAAAUGAAGAGCGAGAACUUCCUCCAGCCGCAGCCAUUGGUGCUACUUCUUUGGUGGCUGCAUGUCACUCAUCAUCAUCAUCCCCGAGUAAAGACUCCUCCAGAGGAGAGACUGAAGAACGCAAAGAUAGCGAUGAUGAGAAAUCAGACAGGAACAGACCUUGGUGGAGAAAACGUUUUGUUUCAGCCAUGCCUAAAGCUCCUAUACCAUUUAGAAAGAAAGAAAAACAAGAAAAAGACAAAGAUGAUCUGGGGCCUGACAGAUUCUCAACACUCACAGAUGAUCCCAGCCCUAGGCUCAGUGCACAAGCUCAGGUUGCUGAAGACAUUCUGGACAAGUACCGGAAUGCCAUUAAACGGAGCAGCCCCAGUGAAGGAGCAAUGGCAAACUAUGAAAGUACAGAGGUCUUGGCUGAUGGUGAAAGUGCACAUGAUUCUCCUCGUGAUGAAACUCUACAGAACAUCUCAGCUGAUGAUCUCCCUGACUCUGCCAGCCAAGCAGCUCACCCUCAGGACUCAGCUUUCUCCUACAGAGAUGCAAAAAAGAAACUGAGGCUUGCUCUUUGCUCUGCGGACUCUGUUGCCUUCCCAGUGCUAACUCAUUCAACAAGGAAUGGAUUGCCAGACCAUACAGACCCAGAAGACAAUGAAAUUGUAUGCUUCUUAAAAGUUCAAAUAGCUGAAGCAAUCAAUUUACAAGACAAGAACUUAAUGGCUCAACUUCAGGAAACCAUGCGCUGCGUGUGCCGCUUUGAUAGCAGGACCUGCAGGAAGCUGCUGGCGUCCAUCGCUGAGGACUACAGGAAAAGAGCCCCGUACAUUGCUUAUCUUACACGCUGUCGACAAGGACUGCAGACCACACAGGCUCACCUGGAAAGGCUCUUGCAAAGGGUUUUGCGGGACAAAGAGGUGGCUAAUCGGUAUUUUACCACUGUUUGUGUGAGAUUAUUGCUUGAGAGCAAAGAAAAGAAGAUCAGAGAAUUCAUUCAAGACUUUCAGAAACUCACAGCAGCUGAUGAUAAAACUGCUCAAGUAGAAGAUUUUCUGCAGUUCCUUUACGGUGCAAUGGCUCAGGAUGUCAUCUGGCAAAAUGCCAGUGAAGAACAGCUUCAGGAUGCCCAGUUGGCUAUCGAACGCAGUGUGAUGAACCGGAUUUUCAAGCUUGCUUUCUAUCCUAAUCAGGAUGGGGACAUACUUCGUGACCAGGUUCUUCAUGAACAUAUCCAGAGAUUGUCCAAAGUGGUAACUGCAAACCACAGAGCUCUUCAGAUACCAGAGGUGUAUCUUCGGGAGGCACCGUGGCCAUCUGCACAGUCAGAAAUCAGGACAAUAAGUGCAUACAAAACCCCCCGGGACAAAGUGCAGUGCAUCCUGAGAAUGUGCUCCACCAUCAUGAACCUCUUGAGCCUGGCCAACGAGGACUCCGUGCCCGGGGCAGAUGACUUUGUCCCCGUGUUGGUGUUCGUUCUCAUAAAGGCAAACCCACCCUGUCUGCUGUCCACCGUGCAGUAUAUCAGUAGCUUCUACGCCAACUGUCUGUCUGGGGAGGAGUCCUACUGGUGGAUGCAGUUCACAGCAGCUGUGGAAUUCAUUAAAACCAUUGAUGACCGGAAGUGACCAAGACCCAAACCCACCACCACAGCCAAUUGUUAGUCUGGCAAACAAUCCCCUAAGAACAUGUAGCCGCUGCUUUGAAGGCUGAAGAUUGUUUUUGUAUAAUAUUGUACAGCAUUCAGACAUUUUAAAACAGAUCUUUACUAAACAGAUUAAUGUGCUAACAAGCAGGCUCUUUUUUCUUUGGGCUCUUCUCCUUUGUGAUAAUGCAUACUGUAUCCCCUUGUCCCACAUAGAGGAUAUUACUCAGAAGGGGACCAACAUUGAAGAACAGACCAGACUCUCUUAGGAAAUUUCUAGAUCUCCAUAUGGAUAUCCCAUUCUUUUAUUUUCAAAAAGAAUAGUACACCUCUUUUAAUAUGCAUCAAAUGGAAGGAAGAUACCAUCUGCACUGAGGAUUAGAACAGUGGUAUUUGUGGCAUUAUCUAUAAAUACACUCACCUCUAAGUUGAGAAGCUAAGAAGGAAAUGUAAAUAUAAUAUAUAUUUAUAUUUGAUGUAAUAUGGACAUCUUCAGAUUCUAAUAAACAAGGAAUAUUGCUGAUAGUAGGUUGUGACAUACCCUCUUGUGAAAUGGUUUCCUUGACAAAAUUUAAGCUGAGCUUAAAAGCAGAAAACACACAGGAGUAUUUAUGAAAGUGUGAAUCAGUUUAUUGAAGUCUGUAGUCAUGGUGUCUGCCAAGGAGUGUGGUGCCUAGGCCGGCCUCGCCAUGGACGUGCGGAAUCCUGCAUAGGAGCAGACUUCAGUCCUCACACACUCCAUAGGAACAAGCAGUUGCCUCUGCCUGCGCUGUGGUACUUCUUCUCUGGAUGCUAAGUGUUCCCUAGAAACCCCAAACAGAGCUCCUUGCAACCCUUUAACUGUUCGAUAACUUUAAUGAUUAUUCACAUUGAAUGCACAGAUCAGAAAUUCAGUGAAUGUCAUUUUUUUAAAAAAAACACACAACUAAUUUGUAUUGUCUGCUCUAGUGUUACAAGUUUUACUAGUGAUAAACUAUUUUAAUCAACCAUCCUAUUCUUAUGGAAAGAAAUCUAUUUUGGCAGGUUUCUGUGCCUUUUUUUUCCCUCUUCUGUGUUUCACUAUUGGUUUGCAUUGCACACCAGUAAUUAAUUAAUCAGGACUAGCCUUUGGUGCCGAGCAGCUGGCCAAGGAGACACACCAGAGCUUCAAGCACACACCUGGUACAUAGGCUGUCGCUGACCACUUCCCAAGUGUCAGCUUCUUUUAUGACAAAUGCUGUAGCCCCGUAAUUUUGAGUCUUGUUGUUGGCAGCAUUUCCAGGCAUCUUUAAAGAGACCUUUGAGCACCAAUUUUGAGUAGAUGGACACAGGCUGCUGCUGUCCAAGAUCUGUUUCAUAAUGCCAAAAGAAGCUGAGUAUUCUUCAUGCCUCCACCUCUUCUAAUUCAUUUAUUUUAAAGUACCAAAAUGGUCAUUUUUAUAGGAGUGUGGGAUGGGGUUUCUGCCUUCUAAGGAGAGAUCAGAGUCAAAACUAGUACUGCAAAAUGUCCUUUUGAAUGUCUGAUGGAGAAACCCAUAGUCAUGAGCUUCAUGGGCCAUCACUGUCACCCUGCCAGGGUAUUAGAAGUCAUAUGCCAUCAUAAGUACACAAAGACUAUGUAACACGUCUUCUGGAACCUAGAUAGGAGUCCAUUUUCUUCAGCCUUUGAUUCAAUAAAUCUUAAUCAACAGAAGUCUUGGAAUACUUGGAAUUCAUUGUUACGGGAUUUAACUCAUAAAUCAAUGAGAUUGUUUUUUCCCCCUUUGCAAUGGUAACUAAAUAUACCCCAUGUUAUCAUUGUGGAAAUAAAUAUGAAGAUGUGGACAUUGCACCAGCGCUCUUUGUGUGUGGUAUACGACUGCACUGGAGGCAGGAAGUGGCCUCUACAGUGCUCACGCUGGUGGUGAGAUGGAGAUCAGCAUUGUACACCUCUGUACUCAAGCCAGCAGAGGAGCACAGUGCUGUUCUAGGCCAGCCAGCUGUUCCAGGAUUUCCCUCUGAAAACCCUGUCCAGAGCUAGGGGUUAUCAGCAGUAACCAUCAUCAGUUUGGUUUCAUGGUGGAACUUCUUGUAGGGUUGAUUUUUCAGUUUAGGAUUUAGUCAUCUAUAGUUGUAGGAGUAUGCAAGAAGUAGAUGUUUGAGUAGUUCAUACUAUGUUUCCUUCCUUCCUUUUCUAUAGGAAGGAUUAGUGCAAAAGCACAAUUUCACCCUUGGUAAACAUUACACCAGUUAUUUCAGAACUGACAGAAUGGUUAGUGGGGAGACAGUGGCUCAGCUCACUGAAGUCUUAUAGAAUGAACGUCUCUUAAAGGAAGAGAAAGAUGAGUUUAUAUUUGCUGAUAGUAUUCUGCUUCUGGAAGGAAUAGGAAUACAAGCUGAAGAUGGUCCUUGUGAAAAAGUGGGGGGAGGUUGGGGAAUAAACACCUGGUAAAUAUUUUGUUUUCUCUCUCCAUUUUGGUUAAUACUUUGGCCUUACUCAUCACUUUCUUUUGCUUUUUCUCUGUAAAAACCUGUGUAUGAACGUCUUUAGACACAGAUAUACAGCGGUAGUAGGGAAUCAGGACCUCCAGGGGAUUGAAAAUAGAAAUGAAUGAUAUGUGGUUUUUAUUUUCCUCUUGUAUCCUGAAAGCCUUUAUCUCAAGUGGACUUUAGAAAUAUAUAUAUUCUUAAAGUACAUACACACAAAGAACAAAAUCCUAGCCCCUGAACAGUAAAGAGCUGGCGCGAGUUCUUGCCUGAGAGCCUGGAGCAGCAGGUAGAACAGAGGUUCUCUCUUCUGUCAGAGCAAUUGCUGUUUGGGCCAAGCAUAGAUAGGUAGGUCAGCGAGGUGUUUUAAAUGUGUGAGAUUUAAUGGUGAGAAGAGGGGAAGUUCUUAGUGGAUUUUGUAACUGUGAUAGAAAUGUAGUGAUUUGUGUACUCAGGGCCACAGCCCACACUGCUGCCUCUUCAUUUGACGUCUGUGUGUUUUCCCUCACAGUUUUUUGAAGUCUAGUGAGUUGAUUCUUUAAGCAAUUGCUGUCAUUGGGAGGAGGGGUAGAUACAGGCUUUUUUGAUGCUCAAAGUAUUUUUAGAAAGUGAACAACAAUGCUAUUUGCCAAGAUGUUUGACAGCAUUGCCAAAUGGGUAGUUUCUCUAUGUUAAGGAUGUAGGGUGACCGGGAAUAGCUUUGUUACCGGUGAGAACACUUGGAAGAAAUACAAUAGAGCCAGAUGCCCGGGGAAGCUGGGGCUAACCAUGGAGUCCCCGAAGCGGAGUUCAGCAGUCUGAGAUGGGGGCCUUCAUCUCUGCCAAGGUGCCAGUCUGUCCUGUCUACCGUAUCCAUGUGUCACCUGUACUACAAAGCUUUGUAUUGCCCCUCCAACUGACCGCCCUCUGUACAGGUCCACUCAUGAGCCUGCAGUCGUGUAUGUGAGCAGGAGGAGUGGGCCUGCCUCCCACGCAAUUACUGUACUGUCAUUCUGUGAAACUGAUUAAAAGGGAGGGCAGUCUCUA